CUUACAUUGUGCAUUGUGUUUUUGGGAAUAAAAACAAUUGAGGUGGAAAUGAUGCACAUGCAAUUGAGAAGAGUGAAGGGGAGGACAAAUACACAAGACAUGGAGCUAGUGAUGGAUUUAAUGGCGUUGAAGUCGUCGACGGCCACGAAGAACGAAGACGAUGCGAGCAUUGAAAGAGUAGCCCACAAGCUCGGGUUGCAGAAGCCCGAAGAACUGAAGAGAGAAACCGCAUUGGUUAAAAAACUAUUCAAGGAAAGGAAGAAGAAACAACAUCAUCAUCAUCACCACCACGUGAGCUCCGAGGGAAUGCAACAAAUCGCUCAUCUUCUCGACACAUUCAAAUGGUUCGCGGGAUUACCAACAGAAGAAUACGAAGACGAGGAAGAUGAGGAUGAAUGUUCUUCUGUUACCCUUAAACAUGAUUCAGCUCACCAAAAGGGUCUUUCCAUUGCAAUCCCUAAUGAAUUUCUUUGUCCUAUCACCCUCGAGAUUAUGUCCGAUCCUGUUAUCAUUUCGACCGGACAGGUAAUCGUACAUGAUAACAUGUAGAUUGAUUCCAACCCGACUCCCACCUCGAGUUCCCAAAUCAAUUUGGAACAUCCAUUAUCAAAAUUAGCACCAUGGAUGGUGUCCCAAAUCGAUGGGGACCACGAGGAUCGAGAUGAAGUGUUUGUAGGGAGUUAGGGGGAAUGAACCACCUCGAGGCCUAGUGUCAUUUGAACCCCACCGUGUUUUCUAUGAUUGAAAAUAUUGUACCAUUUCAUGUCAUUGCAUGUUGGGGUUGUCAUCUUCAUCCAUGUUUUUUUGCAGACAUAUGAGAGGGAAAGCAUACAACAAUGGCUGGAUUCAAACCACACAACAUGUCCAAAAACUGGGCAAUCUCUUCCCCAUCUCUUAUUGGCCCCAAAUUUUGCUCUCAAGAACAUAAUCCAAGAAUGGUGUGAUGCCAACAACUUCCCAAUCCCUAAUUCCAGUAAUCAUCAUCUUGAUCAUGAAUGCCUUUCUGAUUCGGGAAAUAAUGCCCGGAAAUCCUCUCCGAAGAACAGUCGCCUUCAACCUCUGGUCGACUAUCUGUCAUCGGACCUUCCUGAAGAACAGCUGAAGGCGGUGGAAGAAAUCCGGUUCCUCUCCAAGGAGAGCGCGGAGAAUCGGGUGUCGAUCGCCGAGUGCGGCGGAAUCCCUCCCCUCGUUCAAUUGCUGACCCGACCCGAUUCCAGGAUCCGGGAGCACGCAGUCACGGCGCUACUCAACCUCUCAAUCGACGAAUCGAACAAGAGGGCGAUAUCGGAGGAGAGGCCGAUUCCGGCGAUAAUCGAGAUCCUGAAGACGGGGACGGCGGGGGCGAGGGAGAAUUCCGCGGCGGCGCUGUUCAGCCUGUCGACGCUGGACGAGAACAAGGAGGAGAUAGGGUUCCGGGACGGGAUCCGGCCGCUGAUCGAUCUCCUGGAGGAAGGCGGCGUGCGCGGGAAGAAGGACGCCAUCGCGGCCCUGUUCAACGUCUGCAUCCACCGCGAGAACAAGGCGGCGGCGGUGGAGGCGGGGAUCGUGGACCCGCUGGUCCGGUUCCUGGGAGAGGAGGAGCUGGGGGGCAUCGUGGACGAGAUCCUGUCGAUCCUGCUGCUCCUGGCGUCGCACCCGGCGGGGAGACAGGAGAUGGGGAGUCUGAAAUUCGUGGAAACCAUCGUGGGGAUCAUCGGAAAAGGGAGGAGCCCGAAGAACAAGGAGUGCGCGGCGGCGGUUCUGCUGGAGCUGGGAAUGCACAACUCGAACCUGAUGCUGGCGGCGCUGCAAUUUGGGGUGUAUGAUCCUCUAAUGGAGGUGGCUCAGAGUGGGACUGAUAGAGCCCAAAGGAAAGCUAAAUCCAUCUUGCAUUACAUGAGUAAGGCUGAACAAAUUCCAUAAAAGCCCUUUCUUUUUCUGUUCAGGCAUGCAUAAAAUGCUAGUGCAAAU
Messenger RNA from Cuscuta campestris, 1950 nucleotides. The record is from the annotation of a GenBank genome assembly. Lineage: Eukaryota; Viridiplantae; Streptophyta; Magnoliopsida; Solanales; Convolvulaceae.